CAUAAGUCAUAACAAACAAACACGAACCAAAAUAAAUAAUAUUCUAGGAAUUAUCCUCUUCAUUUUUCUUUUAAUUUUUUUUUUCUAUUUUUUCCAUUAUUUUAGGUAAACCAUCCGCGGCGUCCCUCCGCAUAAUCCAUUGCUACUUAUUUUCUCUCUCCUUCAUCUGUACUUUUUUUUUUUCAUCAAUGGCUACUCUUCUUCAUUUGCUUCCUUUCCUUCUCCACUUGCUGACUCUAUCUCACGCUCAGAUUGAUUACCGCUUCGGAGAUUCUCGUCCUCUUGUUCUUCUUCCGGUGACUAAAGAUGCGUUGACUUUCCAGUAUUUGACCGAGAUUCGCCAUGGGAGUUCCCUUCUUGCCACCAAGCUUGUUGUCGAUCUCGGUGGUCCGUUAAUCUGGAUGGGUUGUGAUUCUCAUCUGGGUUCUUUUUCUCCGCUCCGAAUUUCAUCUGGGUCAAUUCAAUGUUUGGCUGCUAAGCCUUUUACGACCCGUAGUCGUGUAGGAGACGCCGAUGGUUGUACCCUUUUCGCAGAGAACAAGAUUUCCCAAAUGGGUCGGCGUGGAGUUUUGGUGGAAGAUACCUUGGAUGUUCUUUUGGCUGAUGAAGUUUCGAAGUCUGAGGACGUUAACUUAGGUGAGUACCCUUUUCUCUUUGCUUGCGCCCCAAAACCCCUUUUGAAUGGCUUAGCUGGCGGUGCUAAUGGAAUGGUUGGCCUCGGAAGGACGAGGAUUGCGUUUCCUUCACAAGUUUCCGCAGCUUUUAGCUCUGAAUGGCAGUUCACUUUGUGCCUCUCUUCCUCAAAUGGUGUCGUUUUGUAUGAGAAGAGGCAUUACGGUUCUGUUUUUGGCUCUGAGAUAUCGAAGUCACUAAUCUACACUCCUCUCUUGGCUGGCCCAGAUGAUUCACAAACUGAAUACUUCAUCAACUUGAAGUCAAUAAGAAUUGGUGGUAAGAGAUUGUCAUUUGAUGUUGAACACACUAAGCUAAGCACAAUUGUUCCUUUCACCACUAUGGAAAGCUCAAUUUAUGCUAUAUUUAUCAAAGCUUAUGAAAAGGCUGCCUUUUCUAUGAAUAUGAAAAGGGUUGAACCGGUGGCACCUUUUAGGUUGUGUUUUGACUCAAAAUCUAUAAAGAAAACGCAGCUCGGUCCACUUGUGCCAGAUGUUGAAUUGGGGUUGCAGAGUGAGAUGGUGAGGUGGAAGUUUCAUGGUAGGAAUUUGAUGAUGAAAGUGAGUGAGGAAGUAAUGUGCUUAGGGAUUGUAGAUGGAGGUUUGAACUUGGGAGUUUCGAUUGUUUUGGGAGGUUAUCAAUUAGAGGAUAUGGUUCUACAUUUUGAUGUGGGUACUUCUAUGCUGGGAUUUAGUCCUUCUCUUCUCAAAUGGGGAAGAAGUUGUUCUAAUUUGAAGUUUGAUUCAUUACCAGUACAGGCUUUGUGAGAAUAUAGGACAAGGAUUUCUUCAUUCUGACGAGGUUAGAAAGAUCCAUAUGCAGAGGGGGAGCUUUCUUAUGAGUUCUAAUUUUGUAAUUGUUGUUUUGUGCUUCUUUGCUUAUUUAUUGUAGCCAUCUGGCCGAGCAAAAAGAAAUGUCUGUAAAAUAGAUGAUACUAUUGCUAACUGCCUGUAGUCAAUACAUAUACACCUGUUGAUUAGGAUGUAAUUUCCAUUGAGAGGGUUUUCUCUGCCUUGUUUUCUCGUGUGAUGGUGACCUCGAUUAACCUUUUUGAUAAUAGAAGUCUGGAGAGAGAGAACUUUUGAUAUUUUGCUGAUAACUUUGCUACUUUGUAACUUUUAUAUUUUGAAUACAAGUAUGUGAAAGUUCUAUGUUGUAUGUUUCAAUGAGAAGUAAAGAAAAAGAAAUGGGUGUUUAAAGCACA
Molecule: messenger RNA, 1876 nt
Organism: Cannabis sativa
Lineage: Eukaryota; Viridiplantae; Streptophyta; Magnoliopsida; Rosales; Cannabaceae
Product: probable aspartic proteinase GIP2
Exons: 1
Coding region: 189-1439 (416 amino acids)
Biological process (GO): proteolysis
Molecular function (GO): aspartic-type endopeptidase activity
Source: RefSeq, a predicted model, not a curated record